CUGUCUUUAAACAGAAAAACCGCGUUUUUGUCCCUAACGUUUUCCUUCGCUUACUUCCAGGCUUAUCUGAGCUACACGAAUCCAGACGCAUUUUUCCUGAACCUUCAACGGGUGCAAAUCUCUUACUGUGAUAUCACCAGUGCUGUGGUGAAGAGCCUGUUAACAAAUGCACCGUUUUUGCGAAGUAUGACUAUUGGGAGCAACGUUGAGAUGACUGAUGGUGAUAUGUUUAGACUACUGGGCGAGUGUUCACUUGAAAAUCUGGAAGAAUUGAUCCUUUCCAAUGCCAGCCACCUGACAGCAGUUUCCGUUCAACUGCUGGCGGAAAAUUGCCCAAAAUUGCGAGUUUUAGGAUCGCUCACCAGUUGGGAUAUCACUCCCGAGGAACUGGAUGCCCUAAGAAUACUAAUUGCUGUAUCGAACACGGAUUUAACGCUGUGGCCCGUUACAUUUUAGGACUUCGCUUGGCUCAGUAAAUAAAUAAAUUCCGCAGAAUUUCCGCAUUACAACCCCUACCGAUUACCGGAAUAUUGUGUUUCCAACCUCCCCCGUUAUAAAAUAGCAGGCAUGCAUUAUUAGACCGUAGUAUUUCCCAUAGUUCGGGCCGGGGGCGCAUGAUCUGAAAUCAGUGUCGAGGAGGAACGUGCUCAAAAGAGAACUCGCCAGUUCAUGUUCCGCGUUUUAGAGCAAAGCUUUCGGGAAACUUUUCGGGGAAUUCUGGAAUCACGCGUCUUGAUCACCGGUCACUUUCAACAUCAUCGGCGUUGAUAAACCAGUGAUUUCCUGCUGAUUAGUCCAGAUUGGCGAGGGUGAGAUUGAAUUGCUCCAGUUUCGAUUCCCGAUCUUUACCAGAAUGAAGCACAGAAACAAACAAUGCCUGCUGGCUUCAAGCCGUUGUUGUUCUUACUAGUCAGAAGUUCGGAAUCCCUGCAAUUGUUGUUCGGUCGUUUUAAUUCCUUCCUAGCUUUAUUCGACUUCAUAUAGCAAUUUUCAGGGGCUUUGAAUGAUCAUUAAAACCCCCAAAAAUGGAAAACUCCUCCGUGACUUCCCCAGCCCGAUAAUGCCGGAAUAUUACUUCUAAAUCCAUAGAGACCGAAGUUAGCGAAUGCAAAUAUAAUUCGGAUCCCCAAUUUCUCCUGUUGGGGGACGAGAUAUUUUUGUUUCAAAGCUCGAGCAGUUCAAUCGCACCCGAUCUGAGCCCAACAUGUGGCGCUCAGAACUGUAGUAACCGAAGCUCAGUAAUCGGCGGGCGACUAAAAUGUUAAAAGGCGCGAAGCUCGCACUCUUAGGGAUAUUUUGGCAGCUGUUGACGCGUGCUUAUGUUUGCAGCUCGUUUCAGGAAGAGUGGUGGCUUCUGAACCGAUCGAACGUCACAACCCCUAUCAGAAACAUCACCACCGUAUCAGGUAGAGACGCUGUCUUUAAUUGCGUGGUGAACUCAACUGACCGCUACAAAACCAACAAGGUGGCCUGGGUUCGAGCCGAAGACCAAACCAUCCUGAGCAUCGGCACUAAAGUGGUAACGCACAAUAAUCGAAUCUUCGUUAGUCAGGAAGAUCCCUACACCUGGCAGCUUCGCAUAAAGCAGGUGAAGGUGUCGGAUAGAGGGUGUUAUCUAUGUGAGGUCAAUACCAGCGCCAUGCGAACCCAGGAGGCCUGCCUAGAUGUUAAGGUUCCUCCGGAUAUUCUGAAUAACGACACCAGUGGGGAUAUUUCAACAUUAGAAGGGGAAAACGCCACCUUGUGGUGCAAGGCGUCCGGUCAUCCUCCCCCACGGGUGCUUUGGAAGCAGGAAGACGGCCACCCGAUUUUCAUCCGAAGGAGUUUGCACAACUUCACCAAAGCUGACAACUUCAGAGGAAGCAACCUUGCCUUCUGGAAAGUCGACAGAAUCCAAAUGGGUUCUUAUCUCUGCAUAGCCAGCAACGAUGUUCCACCAGCUGUGAGCAAGCGAGUCUCCUUAUACGUUAACUUUCCACCGACGAUUAAAGUCCCAAAUCAGCUUCUGGGAGCCCCAGUCCAAACCGACGUUCAACUCGAAUGCUAUGUGGAAGCUUUUCCCAAUACAAUAAACUAUUGGGUGAAAAACCGAAGCGAUAUGCUCCUAAAUGGGUCCAAAUACUUAGUUAGAGAGAAUCGAAUAGGCUACAGGGUGUACAUGUCGCUGCUCAUCAAGUCAUUUAGCGCUAAAGAUGUGGGAACAUACAAUUGCGUUUCCACAAACUCGCUAGGAAAAGCUGAAGGCACCCUUAGACUGUAUGAAAUUAAGCUCAACCCGGUUAAUUCAUUCAACAACAGAGCUGAACUGGUCGAAGGAGUAGCCGAACCAGCAAGAGGAGCCAGAUCGAAGGAAGUUGUGAUAUCAAGCGCAGCAUCCUUGAUCGAUCUAUCUUCGCUCUUUCAUCUGAUUUUGCUGGCUUUUCUGUUGAAGCUUCGGUGACUUUAAUCCGGACUGCACAGCAACAAGGACCGCAACAUGGGCUGCUAGUCCAAUUAAUCAACAAAGUCUUCUUUGCGAAAAGUUCUCUAUUCUUGUUAGGAAGAUGAUCUAAGUAAUCACCGCUACAAAGAUAGUUUAUUUCCUCUAACACUCACAAGCAAUCAAGAGCUAGUUGGCGCACAUUCAGUACAUAUUUUAUAGUUGGUUCAUUUAUUCGCUGUAAGUGUACAUAUCAGGACACCAGAGGAACCAGUCAUUUUCGGCUAUAUCUGAGCAUCCAGUGGGCGCCUCAGUGGAUGUAAAACAUAUCAUACAUUUCAAGCGUUUCACUGUAUAUUUAACUCUGCUAAUCUUAAGUUUCAGUUGAUUUUCAGAUUUUUGCAGCUUUUAGUUAGCAGAUCGGUGUGCUAGUUUUAAGAGUAUUUGUGCCAAAAAUUCUAAGAUCGCCCAUACAGGUUUCAAAACACGAGUAUACACGCACUGUCUACAAACUUUACAUAAGCUUCUAAGUCUAAGAAUCUCAAAUAAAAGGCUUUUUUCUGUA
Molecule: messenger RNA, 2984 nt
Organism: Dendroctonus ponderosae (mountain pine beetle)
Lineage: Eukaryota; Metazoa; Arthropoda; Insecta; Coleoptera; Curculionidae
Gene: DIP-gamma
Product: lachesin
Exons: 11
Coding region: 1259-2440 (393 amino acids)
Cellular component (GO): neuron projection
Source: RefSeq, a predicted model, not a curated record